Molecule: messenger RNA, 3255 nt
Organism: Capsella rubella
Lineage: Eukaryota; Viridiplantae; Streptophyta; Magnoliopsida; Brassicales; Brassicaceae
Product: ubiquitin-like modifier-activating enzyme atg7
Exons: 16
Coding region: 104-3172 (1022 amino acids)
Biological process (GO): cellular response to nitrogen starvation; C-terminal protein lipidation; protein modification by small protein conjugation
Cellular component (GO): cytoplasm; phagophore assembly site
Molecular function (GO): Atg8 activating enzyme activity; Atg12 activating enzyme activity
Source: RefSeq, a predicted model, not a curated record
UCUUCUCUCCGUCAUCGUCUUCUUCUUCUUCAUCUUCUUCUUCUUACACUAAUUGACUCUUCUCAUAACAAAUUUACAAUCUCUCAGAGAGAUAAGAUCAGCCAUGGCUGAGAAAGAACCAACCAUACUUCAAUUCGCUACAUUGAACAGUUCCGUCCAGGAAGGUUUCUGGCAUAGCUUCUCCUCUUUGAAACUCGAUAAACUCGGAAUCGACGAUUCCCCGAUUUCAAUCACCGGUUUUAAUGGACCAUGUUCACAUCCAAAAGUCUCAAAUUAUUUGACUCUUUUGUCAGAGUCAUUGCCUUUAGAUGAAGAAUCAUCUGCUGCUAGUACUAGCAAUAGGAAUAAGUGUCCUGUUCCUGGGAUUUUGUAUAACACCAAUACUCUCGAAAGCUUCAAAAACCUUGACAAACAAAGUCUGCUCGAAGCAGAAGCAAAGAAGAUUUGGGAUGAUAUUCAAUCAGGGAAAGCUCUUGAGGACCCUGCUGUGUUAUCAAGAUUCCUUGUUAUCUCCUUUGCAGACCUUAAGAACUGGAUUUUUCGAUAUUGGGUUGCCUUCCCUGGGCUUGUUCUUGAUCCUCCUGCAAGUUUGGUAGAAUUAAAGCCAGCUUCAGAGUAUUUUAGUUCUAAAGAGGCGGAAUCAGUAUCUGCUGCUUGUAACGAUUGGCGCAACUCAGAUUUAACUACCGCUGUUCCAUUCUUUUUGGUUUCGGUUUCUUCUGAUUCGAGAGCUAGUAUCAGACAUAUUAAAGACUGGGAAGCGUGUCAAGGUGAUCAUCAAAAGUUGCUUUUCGGUUUCUAUGAUCCAUGUCACCUUCCUAAAUAUCCUGGUUGGCCACUUCGAAAUUACUUAGCACUUAUUCGCUCAAGAUGGAACCUUGAGACAGUUCGGUUCUUCUGCUACAGAGAGAGUCGUGGUUUUGCUGACUUGAACCGUUCCCUUGUUGGUCAAGCCUUAGUUACACUUUCAUCAGGAGAAUCAGCUGAGACUGUACCUAAUUCAGUGGGAUGGGAGUUUAACAAAGGGAAACAAGUACAUCGAUCCAUUAGCCUUGCUAAUUCCAUGGAUCCAAAAAGGAUGGCUGUUUCAGCUGUUGAUUUAAACUUAAAGUUAAUGACAUGGCGAGCAUUACCGUCUCUUAACUUAACCAUUUUGUCCUCUGUCAAAUGCCUUCUUCUUGGUGCUGGUACAUUGGGUUGCGAAGUUGCUCGUAUCCUUAUGGGUUGGGGAAUACGCAAUAUCACCUUUGUUGACUAUGGUAAAGUAGCUACGUCCAAUCCAGUCAGACAAUCUCUCUACACGUAUGAAGAUUGUGGCGAGUUUAAAGCGGUUGCUGCUGUUAAACGCCUUAAACAGAUAUAUCCAGCAAUGGAAUCUAGUGGAGUUAUUAUGGCUAUACCGAUGCCUGGGCAUCCAAUUUCUAGCCAAGAAGAGGAUUCUGUUCUCGCAGAUUGUAGACGUCUUAUCGAUUUGAUUGAGUCUCACGAUGCCGUGCUCUUGUUAACCGAUACAAGAGAAAGCCGGUGGUUACCUUCUCUUCUUUGUGCUAAUGCCAAUAAGAUAGCUAUAAAUGCAGAUUUCGGUUACGACAGCUACAUGGUAAUGCGCCAUGGCGCUGGCCCCACCUCCCUGUCUGAUGAUUUGCAGAAUCUUGACAUGAAUAAGACAAACAAACAGAGGCUUGGAUGUUACUUUUGUAACGACGUGGUUGCACCUCAGGAUUCAAUGACUGAUCAAACUCUAGGCCAACAAUGCACUGUUACACGUCCAGGUCUAGCUCCUAUUGCAGGAGCUCUUGCCGUUGAACUUUUAGUCGGAGUCCUACAACACCCACUUGGUAUCAAUGCAAAAGGCGACAAUUCGAGCUCAACUAAUGGAGGAAACAAUGAUGAUUCGCCUCUCGGGAUAUUACCUCAUCAGAUUCGUGGUUCAGUUUCUCAGUUCUCAAAGAUCACCCUGCUUGGGCAAGCUUCCGACAGCUGUACCGCUUGCUCUGAAACCGUGAUAUCGGCGUAUCGAGAGAGAGGAAACAGGUUCAUACUUGAAGCAAUUAACCAUCCUACAUACCACAGCCCAAUCACCAAAAAAGACACGAGAUGUUUUCCUAGUAAUGUUGUACGAGCAUUACCGUCUCUUAACUUAAAUGUUUUGUCCUCUAUCAAAUGCCUUCUUCUUGGAGCGGGUACAUUGGGCUGUCAAGUUUCUCGUACCCUUAUGGAUUGGGGAAUCCGCAAUAUCACCUUUGUUGACUAUGGCAAAGUAGCUAUGUCUAAUCCAGUCAGACAAUCUCUCUACACUUUUGAAGAUUGUGGCGAGUUUAAAGCUGUUGCUGCUGUUAAAAGCCUUAAACAGAUAUUUCCAGCAAUGGAAUCUAGUGGAGUUGUUAUGGCUAUACCGAUGCCCGGACAUCCUAUCUCUCGUAAAGAUGAGGAUUCUGUUCUCGCAGAUUGUAAACGUCUUAGCGAGUUGAUUGAAUCUCAUGAUGUCGUGUUCUUGUUAACCGACACAAGAGAAAGCCGGUGGUUACCUUCUCUUCUUUGUGCUAAUGCCAAUAAGAUCGCUAUAAAUGCAGCUUUAGGUUUCGACAGCUACAUGGUAAUGCGCCAUGGCGCUGGCCCCAUCUCCCUGUCUGAUGAUACGCAGAAUCUUGACAUGAAUAAGACAAACAAACAGAGACUUGGAUGUUACUUUUGCAACGACGUGGUUGCACCUCAGGAUUCAAUGACUGAUCGAACUUUAGACCAACAAUGCACUGUUACACGUCCAGGUCUAGCUCCUAUUGCAGGAGCUCUUGCUGUUGAACUCUUAGUAAAAGUCCUACAACACCCACUUGGUAUCAAUGCAAAAGGCGAAAAUUCGAGCGUAAGUAAUGGAGGAAACAAUGAUGAUUCGCCUCUCGGGAUAUUACCUCAUCAGAUCCGAGGCUCAGUUUCUCAGUGCUCACAGAUCACACUGCUUGGGCAAGCUUCCGAAAGCUGUACUGCUUGCUCUGAAACCGUGGUGUCAGAGUAUCGAGAGAAAGGAAACAGUUUCUUACUUGAAGCUAUCAACAAACCUACAUACCUCGAGGAUCUUACCGGUUUAACCGAGCUAAAGAAUGCUGCUAAUUCGUUUAACCUCGACUGGGAAGAAGAUGAUACUGAUGAUGAAGAUGUAGCUGUAGAUAUGUAAAAACUCAAGAUUCAUGAACCAAAUGUGCAUAGACUAAUAUUGACAAAGAUUGUUCUUUCAUGAAAUAAUCAUUUUGUUAACUA